Calypte anna (Anna's hummingbird) is the source of this 3669-nucleotide messenger RNA. It is a transcript of the gene CCNF, whose product is annotated as cyclin F. Gene Ontology annotation, cellular component: centrosome; cyclin-dependent protein kinase holoenzyme complex; cytoplasm. The coding region runs from base 68 to 2401 and encodes 777 amino acids. The record is from RefSeq and is a predicted model, not a curated record. NCBI's taxonomy places the organism in Eukaryota, Metazoa, Chordata, Aves, Apodiformes, Trochilidae. Gene Ontology annotation, biological process: mitotic cell cycle phase transition; regulation of cyclin-dependent protein serine/threonine kinase activity. The transcript has 17 exons. Gene Ontology annotation, molecular function: cyclin-dependent protein serine/threonine kinase regulator activity; protein binding.
CCCCCCCGCUCCCCUCACUCGCAGCCGGCGGUGCGGCGGGUAAGGCAGCGCCCGGGGCAUCGCCGUGAUGAAGGCGGGCGUGAUUCACUGUAGGUGUUCCAGGUGUUUUUCUUUCCCUUCCAAGCGAAGGAUAAGAAAACGGCCCCGGGUCCUGACAUUGUUAAGUCUGCCUGAGGAUGUUCUGUUCCAUGUUCUGAAAGGCCUUCCUGCUGAGGACAUCCUCUCUGUCAGAGCUGUGCACUCACACCUUAAAUACCUUGUGGAUAAUCACGCUAGUGUUUGGGCCUGUGCAAGUUUCCAAGAAAUAUGGCCUUCUCCAAGCAAUCUGAAGAUGUUUGAAAGGGCUGCUGAAAGGGGAAAUUUUGAAGCUGCUGUGAAGCUGGGGAUAGCCUACCUGUACAAUGAAGGCUUGUCCAUCUCUGAUGAGGGUCGUGCAGAAGUGAAUGGUCUGAAGGCAUCACAUUUCUUUAGCCUGGCAGAACGUUUGAAUGUGUGUGCUGCCCCAUUUAUUUGGCUUUUUAUCCGUCCUCCCUGGUCCCUGAGUGGAAGCUGUUGUAAAGCUGUGGUCUACGAGAGUCUCAAAGCAGAGUGCCAGCUGGAGAAAGCUCAGAAAGGAUCUAUUCUCCACUGCUUGGCUAAAGUCUUGAGUCUCUUUGAGGAUGAAGAAAGAAGAAAAGAAUCCCUUGAAAUGUUUGAAGAAUCUUCAAAGCAGGGUUGUUUAAACAGCUCCUACCUCCUGUGGGAAAGUAACAGAAAGGCUGCUAUGUCAGAUCCUGGCAGAUACCUCCAAAGUCUCAGGAAGCUACGGGACUAUGCAGCAAAGGGUUGCUGGGAAGCACAGAUAGCUUUAGCCAAAGCUUGUGGAAGUGGAAACCAACUGGGAUUGGAAGCAAAAUCUUCCAGUGAAGUGGUGUCUCAAAUCUUUCAAGCUUCCCUCCCUGUCAGCAAGCAAAGUAUCUUCACUGUGCAGAAAGGAAUGAAUGAAACAAUGAGGUACAUCCUGAUUGACUGGCUGGUAGAAGUGGCCACCAUGAAGGACUUUUCCAGCCUGUGCCUUCACAUGACAGUGGGCUGUGUGGAUCGGUACUUGAAGCUGAGAUCUGUGCCCCGGGCUCGCCUCCAGCUUCUGGGAAUAGCCUGCAUGGUCAUUUGCACCCGUUUCAUCAGCAAAGAGAUCUUGACAAUACGGGAAGCUGUGUGGUUAACAGACAACACCUACAAAUAUGAGGAUUUGGUCAGAAUGAUGGGUGAGAUAAUUUCUGCCCUAGAAGGAAAGAUAAGGAUACCUACCAUUGUGGACUACAAAGAAGUAUUGUCAAAUGUAGCCUCACUGGAGAGAAGAACUCUUCACCUUUACAGCUUCAUUUGUGAGCUGUCACUCCUCAACACCAGCCUCUGUGUGUAUUCCCCAGCUCAGCUGGCUGCUGCAGCACUGCUGCUGGCAAAGAUCCUGCAUAGGCAAGCACACCCCUGGACCAGCCAGCUCUUCGAGUGCACUGGUUUCUCUCUUGAAGACCUCUUGCCUUGUGUGCUGAGCCUCCACCAGAAGUGUUUCCAUGAUGAUGUCCCUAAGGAUUACAGGCAGGUGUCCUUAACUGCAGUGAAGCAACGAUUUGAAGAUGAGCGUUAUGAAGAAAUAGGAAAAGAAAAGAUGAUGAGUUACAGCCAGCUCUGUUCAUUGUUGGGUGUGAAACAAGAGGACCCAGAGCCCAGCCCCUUGCACACAAAUGUGGUGGAAAUUCAGACAUUCCUUAGCUCCCCCUCUGGAAAGAGAACUAAAAGGAGGAGGGAAGACAGCAUUCAGGAUGACAGAGGAAGCUUUGUGACUACACCCACAGCAGAGCUAUCCAACCAGGAAGAAAGUCUUCUAGACAACUUCCUAGACUGGAGUUUAGAUUCCUGCUCUGGUUAUGAAGGUGAUCAGGAAAGUGAAGGCGAGAGAGAUGGAGAUGUGACGGGUCCCAGUGGGAUCUUGGAUGUGACAGUGGUCUAUAUGGACCCUGCUGACCACUGCUGCCAGGACUCCAGUGAUGAAGACAACCCAGGUGGGGAGUGGGCCGGGCAGGCGGCACCGCUGCCUCCUGACACCUCCAGCCUUUCAGCCUCUCUCACCCCAAGAAAUCCUAACCUGGAAAGGAGCUCAGGCUACUCAUCCGUCAACAGUGCCAGCCCUACAUCUUCUGCAGAAGGUGGCCCUGGAGUACCUCUCAAACCUACCUCAGCACUGUCUCUGGGCAGUGCCAUGAACAAGGAGCCGUGUCGGCCUCACUACCUGGAAUCGUGUUUACAGCCGGGCUCUGCUCGGCCUGGGCAGGGCAAGAGUGACAGAAGGCAAGUCAAGAGGAAAAACGUGGCAGAACACAGUGAAGAAAGGGUCAACUUGGGCUUCUUAAGCCUCUGAUUUCUUCAGGCUUUCCCUAGGGUUCUGGGAAACAGUAUUCCUGUUGUAGUCCUACAGGGAUGAUAGUGAGUAAUUGUCAAUACCUCCAAAACGAGCCCUCUCCCUCAUCCUGGCCUAUGCCUCUUGUAAUUCUGUAGCUCACUUUUGAGCCAUUUCCUUCCUUGAUAGCUGCCUUUCUAAACUCUUCCCUACUGUCUGAUCCUCUGCCAGUUAAGAUUCUUCUCCCCUUUUGAAAUUUUAUAGCUCAUGCAUCACCAGGUGGUCUUUGGUGAUAGAAAAGAACUUGUCAUGUCCCUUGCUCUGCUGUGAGGCCUGGCACUGUAAAAGAUAGGAACUGACUUUUGUUCUCAAGUUACAGAAUGUAACACUAUGCUUGAAUUUGUCCACUUGAAAGACAUUUCUGAAGUCUGUGCUGCCUUUUCCUUCUGGCCAGGUACUGUCUCACUCAGCUGGUGCUUCCCUCUUUUUACGUAUAUACCAUUUGCUGCACUGAUAACAAGGUUUUUUUAUUGAUACAAUCAAGAGGUAAAUGAAGGCUCACUACAGGUCUGAGCUUUUUUUACCUACCUCUCAGAUGGUUUUUAAACCCCAUUUGCCUCAGGCUCAAGCUGCCAUCUUCCCCUCUCCUGAAAAAUCCUCCUUCUGUGCCUUAAUGCUUCACUGCCAAGUGCUAUAGGAAUGUGAUCCCUGUGAACUGUGUGUCUCUGCUGGAACUCUGUGGCUGAGCUGCCACCUCCAGCCCCUGGCUUCAUUUCCUUUCCUGUCUCUUGCAGUCUUCCUUGCUAUUUCCAUUAAUUUGUCCUCAAGGAAAGCACCAAUCACUUGAACACUAGAAACAGGAGGUGAGGACAGUCUGUCCUACUGACAGCCCCAAUUUCAGCCUCCCUGCUGGCUCCUCUCUAAGGGCAGCACAUGCUCUUUGUAUCAAAAAUGAAACUCGUGCUGCUUCAGUAACAAUUUGAAGAAAACACCUCCUCUGACCUCAGUCUGGGUUAAAGCUCCUCCAGCCUGUGAACAUUGGGAACCCAGCCCUCUUCUUUACAGACAGGUAAUAGAAAUACCAAGGUACAAGACUUCCAGGAGACAUCGUGGAACUUAACACUGGAACUGGACUCCAUGACUCUUCCUUUCUUUAGAAAGUUACUGUGGCAGAUGACAACAGUUCAGAUACACACAGUGUAGUGACUUUUUUUAUAAAACUUUUUAUAAUAUAGAUGGCUCCCUGUCUUACUUCUAUGACUGGUGUCUCACCCACCUCUUUCACUCAC